AUGUCGUCAGAUUCCGAAGCUACGGCCCAAGGCGACGACGCGACUCGUCGACCAACGUUGAACGAAACCAGCCCGAAGAUUCAACAGGAUGCCUCGACCUUGAGUGACAAAAUGUCCGAUUUAUCGAUCCAACAACAUGCUUCAUCUAUAAAAACUGUCGAGGAGGUAAGCCCAUCGCACACUGUCCCCACCAGCUAAGCGAGCCCUGCUGGCCGAUGGGGCCGUCGCCCUGACGUUCCACUCUUAUCAUACUCUCCUACUGCAGACUGCUCGACAGCCAAGCCAAUCCUUACAAUCUUCUGAGGCUACCGUUCGACCUCUUCCUCCUUUGCCGGCAUCGGUCGAUCCGCCCGCGACACCGCUUAAGAAUGAACCAGGACUUAACUCGCCGUUCCCUCCGCCGGCAAGCCCUUCGUCCACAAUAGCAUUGACUUCACCAGAUUCGACAGAAGCACGCUCGCUCUCGGUCGACCGAGAUGCAAGUGCACCCAAACAGAUCUCACCGCCGCCACCUCCGAUGUCGGCGGCGAGGAAGCCAAUCGCGAAACUGCCUCCACCUCCACCGAUGUCGGCUGCAAAAUUAUCCUCGGUGCCACCGCCUCCCCUAGCUUCGUCGAACCCGGCCCUUCAGCGCUUACCUGCACCCGGAUUUGGAGCUGGAGCACCACCACCGCUACGAGCAGCAUCUUCGGCAACAGCAUCCUCACCCCUUGCACCGCCGCCACCCGGAGGAGCGAGGUCGUACGCCGUCAUCGGGCCAGACCAAGGAUGGAACGACGCCCCCGAACUGGAUGGAGUGGCGCCUCGGACCGCAGCUGCAGCUCGCAACACGGCUUCGAGGAUGCGUGCGAGUCGGCGGGUAUACCCUGGCAGUGGAGCAUCGAUUUCACUGCCCCCUGCGGCAGUGUCACCAGCGAUACCGAGUCCUGCUGUCUUUGGCGCCGUCGGAGGCGCUGCACCGAGCGCUUAUGGAACUCCGGCACCUGCCCCUACAUCUUUGUCGGAUUACGACACCGCAAUCGCAUCAAUCACAUCUUCAUCCACCGCUUUGCCCCAGCUCUCACCUCCGCUGCCCGCAAGUGGGCCGGCGCUCGAACAGCAGCAGCAGCAGUCGAGCGAACAAGUCUUGUUCAGUGGUCGGUCAUAAGCCCCCUUAUGCAUUGCUCCGACGACGUGCAUUCAGGAGCUGAGUCGUAUGUCUUCAUACUUUUCAAUGGACACGCACUCGAUCGUUCCGGCUGUGUUGGGCGUUCGCUGGUGCUUCAGUCAAAGCUUUGUACGAGUAUUCGAGCGGGGUGGCGGGGGAUCUGAGUUUUGGGGCGGGGGAUGUGCUGCAGGUGACGGCCGUGGAGGUAAAUGGUUCUCUAGCUCGACUUCUCUUAGACGGUGUGCUAAUAUCUGGCCGCUCUGGUCGUCCUUGUUCAUGUAGGAGAGCGGGUGGUGGAAAGGCCGAUCCGGUUCGUCACAGCUUUUUAACGACGUAGUUUCGACGACACGAGCUCAUCGGACUGACACUCACAGGAGCCGUCGGACCAAGUCUCUCCAUUCCUUCAAAGUAAGCGGAACGGAGCCCAUCCUCGGCUGCGAAGAGUGUUUGUGUUGACAUCCUUUGCACGACCACCACCAGCUACGUCCAAGUCGUACUGCCAGAAUUCGAACCCAGCCUCUCUCUCAGCGAUACAUCCACCCCCUUCACCUUGUCGCCCUUCUCCGACCCUUCACCAUCCACAACAUCCACUACGCUUUCAUCCCAUUCCCCCGACCUUUCACCCCCAGCAUUACCCAUCUUGUCCUCCUUUACCGAAACGCAACUCUUAGAAAAGCUCGUCAAACGCCAAGCCGUGUCUUCAUUUCAAUCAUCAACUGCAAGCACUACAACAUCCAGCAUAGGUCCUGUACGACCCGGCGCAACAACGACGACAACAACAAUGUCCACCGCAGCGAAUCCUUAUGCUCGCCCCUCAACGACGUCCAGCUCGACCGAUCGACCAACAUUGGAGGACAUCAUCCGCUUCAUCCCCGACCCUUCGACGACAUCGACCCCUACCCCGAAGAAGGGUAAAUGGGUCUGCCGCCAAUGCGAAGGCAAGGAGCUGGCCCCUGGGAAGACGAGAAGGAUGGGCGAAUGGGCGGGGUGGAAGGCUUCACCGAGUGGGAUUUUGACCAAGGCUUGGGAACAUUGGGACAAGUACCAUGCUUUGACUGAUUGA
Microbotryum saponariae is the source of this 2210-nucleotide messenger RNA. NCBI's taxonomy places the organism in Eukaryota, Fungi, Basidiomycota, Microbotryomycetes, Microbotryales, Microbotryaceae. The record is from the annotation of a GenBank genome assembly.